This is a messenger RNA of Aspergillus welwitschiae, 454 nucleotides long. RefSeq lists its product as uncharacterized. The transcript has a single exon. The record is from RefSeq and is a predicted model, not a curated record. Bases 179 to 352 code for a protein of 57 amino acids. NCBI's taxonomy places the organism in Eukaryota, Fungi, Ascomycota, Eurotiomycetes, Eurotiales, Aspergillaceae.
UUCCUGCAAUCAAUUUGCAGGUCGGGACCGCGCGGUACAAGGACGAGUAACCAUUAUUAUUGUCGACCCCAUUAAUAAUGUUCGACGGUGUCGAUCUGUUUCUUUCGCAGACAUCCUAUUUCUAUCUUUGAAUUUCCGACAACACACCGCGAGAUGCUAGUCAAGGCCAUCUCGCCCAAUGAUUGUGUGGCAGAGGAGGGGAUCCCGGAAAGUUAAGACUCUCUCCUAUACACAACGAGGACUCACCACCAGUGGGUUAAUGAGAAUCACGAACGAUGAACCUCGGAUGAACAGAGUGAAAGUGCUUCGGAUGCAGUUUUGCAGGUGUUGUACUAGGCUGCACUCUGUGUAAUUAAGUAUGACCACUUAGAGCCGUCAUCAUCCUCGUCAUUGAUGACCAGAAACCUACUCGAUUAGGAAGGCCGAUGGUUUCCAAGGCGGUCCAGGAUCGCAA